Molecule: messenger RNA, 405 nt
Organism: Jatropha curcas
Lineage: Eukaryota; Viridiplantae; Streptophyta; Magnoliopsida; Malpighiales; Euphorbiaceae
Source: RefSeq, a predicted model, not a curated record
AUGAUAGUCAAAUCAUGGGGUCUCAAGAUCACUGAAGGAGCUGAGUUAGCUGAUAAUGGGGCCAGUAUCCCAAGAUCACUGAAGGAGCUGAUUGGGGUAGUUAGUCAAUUCAUGCACAAGCCACAGGUUGCCCACAUGGAAGCAACACUCAGGAUUGUCAAAUAUCUGAAAGGAACACCGGGACGAGGAGUGUUAUUCCAGAAGCAUGGUUACUUAGAAAUACAAGCCUACACUAAUGCUGAUUGGGCGGGGAAUCCGAUCGACAGGAGAUCGACAUCAAGGUACUUCACUCUUGUUGGCGGUAACUUAGUCACCUGGAGAAGUAAAAAGCAGAAGGUGGUAGCUCUCUCCAGUGCUGAGGUAGAGUUUCGAAGGAUUGCACGAGGUUUAGCUGAAGUUCUCUAG